AUGGACCGGCAGUAUGCCGGACUAACCAAGUUAGCCCUGGGCGUCCUCACCUUCAACUCGGUGCUCGCCAUCUACAACUCCUGGGGCGACGCGAGCUCCGUCUCGUUCGUGCUCGCCGCGGACGCCAUCCUCGUGCUGCUCUUCCUCUGCCUCCGUGCGUUGGAGCAGGAGCGGGGCGGCAGGGGCAGGGAUAUCAGGACCAGAGCCGCGGUGUGGACGCUGACGACGCUGCUCUCGGCCAUGUUCGCGUCAAGGGUGGCGCCGCUGAUGCCACCGGUCGUCGCCGCGAUUGUCUGGGCGAUGGCCGUCGCCACGGCCGCCGGCGGCUUUUGGGCGUUCUUCCUGAACUGA
Miscanthus lutarioriparius is the source of this 351-nucleotide messenger RNA. The record is from the annotation of a GenBank genome assembly. Lineage: Eukaryota; Viridiplantae; Streptophyta; Magnoliopsida; Poales; Poaceae.